AUGGUGUCUCCUCAAGUAACAAACCUGGGCAUCAUCCUUGUGAUGAUGCAGCUGGCGAAGAAGGUCCCCUUUGAAAACCCCGACGUUCUGCUUAUUGUGCGUUGCUUGUACAUCUUGUCCAACGUGAUCAUCCUCGGUCUCUACCUCUUCACGCAAUCGAAGAUCACGAGCAAGAAGGACAUGAGUACCCUCAAGUACGUUGAGCCCGCACCAAUGGGCACCGGCGAGGAGCCCCGUCCUGUGACUACCACCGUCAUGGACUACGACAAGGGACAGCUGCGCACCCUGAUGAAGGGCCAGCUGAUGGGUGUUGGCAUGAUGGGUGUGAUGCACCUGUACUUCCAGUACACCAACCCCCUUCUGAUCCAGUCUAUCAUCCCUCUCAAGACCGCCCUUGAGUCCAACCUGGUCAAGAUUCACGUCUGGGGCAAGCCCGCUACCGGUGACCUCCAGCGACCAUUCAAGGCCGCCAACAGUUUCAUGUCCCAGGGACAGGUCAAGAGCGACAAGGCUUCGAUCCAGAACGCGGAGAAGAACUACCGGGGCGGUGUCAAGGAGGAGUAA
This is a messenger RNA of Aspergillus wentii DTO 134E9, 564 nucleotides long. RefSeq names its product PHO88 family protein. Bases 1 to 564 code for a protein of 187 amino acids. Gene Ontology annotation, cellular component: endoplasmic reticulum; mitochondrion. Lineage: Eukaryota; Fungi; Ascomycota; Eurotiomycetes; Eurotiales; Aspergillaceae. The transcript is spliced from 3 exons. The record is from RefSeq and is a predicted model, not a curated record. Gene Ontology annotation, biological process: protein targeting to ER.